CCCAGCCUUCUGCUUCUCAAACCAAAUGAAGCUUCACCAAACCAAUUUAUUUGCAUUUUGGCCUAUACUCCUCUUUUCUAUAAGCCUACUAUGCUUAUUGCAACCUACCAUGACUGCCAUCCCUCCAACAAAUGAAACUGAUCGUUUGGCUUUGCUUAAAUUCAAAGAAUCAAUCACUGACACAUAUAUGAUGUUGAGCUCAUGGAAUGAUUCUAUGCACUUCUGCCACUGGUCUGGAAUCACAUGUGGCGGACGACACCAAAGAGUCACGGCCUUGGACCUACAAGGGUAUAAGUUACGAGGAUCCAUAUCACCUUACAUCAGCAACCUCACCUUCCUUAGGAUCAUCAAUCUCCAAAACAACAGCUUCUAUGACAAAAUCCCACAUGAAGUUGGUCAUUUGUUCCGACUACAAGAGCUGUAUCUUAACAAUAACACAUUGGAAGGUGAAGUACCAUCCAUCUUAUCCAACUGCUCCAAUGCUAGAAUCAUAAAUUUUAAUUGGAAUGAACUUAAUGGGAAAAUUCCAGUAGAGUUAGGCUCUUUGAAGAAGCUUGAAACGCUUGCGCUUCGUGCAAACAAUCUGACAGGAAGAAUUCCACAAUCUUUUGGUAAUCUUUCAUCAAUUAGAAAUUUAUCUCUACCAGUUAACAAAUUGGUGGGAAAUAUACCAUAUCACAUUGGUCAUCUAAAAAGCUUAGUCCGAUUCAGCAUUUCUGCCAAUGAAAUCUCAGGUACAAUACCUUCCUCCCUUUAUAAUAUAUCAUCUCUCCAAAUAAUCUCAAUCUCAAUAAACCAACUCAGCGGUACACUGCCAGCCAACAUUGGCCUCACUCUCCCUAAUCUCAAAUCACUUGCAUUUGGUAUUAAUGAAUUCUCUGGGCCAAUUCCUAUUUCAUUAUGCAACGCAUCUCAGCUUCAAAUCCUUGAUCUUACUUUAAACAAUUUUUCGGGAUUAGUUCCAACUAAUUUGGGAAAUUUGCCAGAUCUUCGGUAUAUAGACUUAUAUAGCAAUUGCCUAGGAAGGAGCCUGUAUUUCUUAAAAUCUUUGACCAAUUGUAGUAGACUAGAUAUUUUGGAUUUCAGUACAAACCAAUUUGGAGGUGUUUUGCCAAUACCUGUUGGUAACUUGUCAACCCAACUUACGAGAUUAUAUUUUGGAAACAAUGAAAUUUCUGGAACUAUUCCUGUAACAUUAGGGAAUCUUGUCAACUUAAUUGCCUUAGGCUUGGAGAAUAAUCUUUUCACAGGCCUCAUUCCCACUAUUUUCAAGAAGUUUCAAAAAAUUCAAAAAUUGACUUUAAAUGGAAAUAGAUUGUUAGCAGAGAUACCAACCUCCAUAGGCAGCCUUACUCAGUUAUUAGAACUCCAUUUAGAUGGAAACAGAUUAGAAGGAAGCAUACCUCCAAGUCUAGGUAAUUGCCAAAAUUUGCAAAUCUUAAGCAUUUCACAAAACAAUCUUAGUGGAUUCAUCCCCCCGCAGCUUAUUGGUCUAUCUUCCCUUCCAAUACUACUUAACCUGUCUCACAACUCAUUUUCCGGCAAACUACCUUUUGAAGUGGGCAAUUUGAAAAAUAUUUACCGACUUGAUAUCUCUGAGAAUAAUUUGUCUGGGGAAAUUCCUAACUCCAUAGGAAACUGUUUCAGCUUGGAGUACCUUAGCUUGCAAGGUAAUUCCUUUGACGGAUCCUUACCAUCAUCUAUGGCUUUCUUAAAAGGCCUCAAAUUCCUUGAUGUUUCAAGAAAUAACCUAUCAGGCUCAAUUCCAAAAGGUUUAGAAAAGCUUCCUUAUUUAAAAGAAUUGAACCUCUCAUUCAAUGAUAUCGAGGGUGAGUUGCCAACAGAGGGAGUUUUCAAAAAUGCAAGUGCUAUAUCAAUGAUCGGAAAUACUAAACUUUGUGGUGGUGUUCCACAACUGUUGUUGCCUCCAUGUCCUGUUAAAGUCAUAAAACCUACAAAGUCCCUUUCAUUCAAACUUAAAAUUGCAAUCAUUGUUGUUGUUGUAUGUUUCCUUCUGUUUUCAUUCAUUCUUUUUCUUCAUCGGAGGAAAAAAUCAAAAAGGAAUUCAUCUUCUUUGGAUUCAACAAUAGACCUCUUGCCAAAUGUUUCUUAUAAAAUGCUUUAUUAGGCAACCAAUGGAUUUUCUCCUAGUAACUUAGUUGGGACUGGCAGUUUUGGCUUUGUAUAUAAAGGAGUUCUUCACCCUGAGGAAAGAUUAGUUGCUGUAAAGGUCAUUAACCUUCAACGAAAGGGUGCUUCCAAGAGUUUUAUGGCUGAAUGUAAUGUACUAAGAAAUAUCCGACAUAGGAAUCUUGUCAAGAUAUUAACAUGUUGCUCGAGCGUGGAUUACAGUGGGAAUCAAUUUAAAGCUCUAGUCUUUGAAUUCAUGACAAAUGGGAGUCUAGAUAUCUGGCUUCAUCCAAAGAUAGAUAGGGAAGAUCAAUCGGGGGUCCUGAGCCUUCUUCAAAGACUAAAUAUUGCAAUUGAUGUUGCUUGUGCAUUAGAUUAUCUUCACAACCAUUCUGUGCAACCAAUCAUUCAUUGUGAUUUGAAGCCAAGCAAUAUUCUUCUUGACAAUGACAUGGUGGCUCACGUAAGCGAUUUUGGUUUAGCGAGACUCCUCUCAACUGUUACUAAUUCUUCUCAAAAGUUAACUAGUACAAUUGGGAUAAAGGGGUCUAUUGGCAAUACUGCUCCGGGUAACUAUCUUU
This is a messenger RNA of Quercus lobata, 2711 nucleotides long. RefSeq names its product putative receptor-like protein kinase At3g47110. The record is from RefSeq and is a predicted model, not a curated record. The transcript has a single exon. Gene Ontology annotation, molecular function: protein binding. The coding region runs from base 26 to 2128 and encodes 700 amino acids. Lineage: Eukaryota; Viridiplantae; Streptophyta; Magnoliopsida; Fagales; Fagaceae.